UUGUCAGUGUCAGCUCUGCGCACGCAGCCCUCCUGUAGCGGGUGCUGGUCUGGAGCCCCCAGGUUUCUGCAGACGACUCAACGCCGUGGUCCAGCUGGAUCCGCACCGUGGGUUGAAGGAGUCUGGCGCGGGCCAGCGACUAACCCGAGUCGGACUGUUGGACCGAGGAGCGACCUGACCACGGAAGGAAGGACCCCGGCGUCGCGACCCCCAGGACCACCUCUUACUGGUCUGUGGCAACCACCAGUCCCGGGUACCUUAGUCGCGGAGAGCUCCGGGGGAGCCUUCCCCGCCCCACGGCCCGCCUGGGCCAUGCUCCCCCGGGGCAGCGGCUAAGCCCGAACUGGGACUGGGACUGAGACCCGAGCCCGCGCGGAGCAUGGAUCCGGGCUGGGGCCAGCGGGAUUUGGGCUGGACGGCUCUGCUGAUCCUUUUCGCUGCCUCGCUGCUCACGGUAUUCGGCUGGCUGCUGCAGUAUACCCGGGGCUUGUGUCUGGUGCGGGCCCUCGGGGCCCGGAGCCCGGGACUCGCUUUAGCUGCGGAACCCGUGGGCUCCCUGCGGAAGCUGGGCGUGUGGCACUCGCUGCUAAGGCUGCGGGCCCUUCGGGCCGACGUCCCAGAGGAGCCAGGUGUCCGGGGCCUCCUGGCGUCACUUUUCGCCUUCAAGUCUUUCCGGGAGAAGUGGCAGCGGGCUUGGGUUCGAGCGCUCAACGAGCAGGCCUGCAGGGACGGGAGCUCCAUCCAAAUCGCCUUUGAGGAGGUGCCCCAACUCCCAUCCAGAGCCAACAUUAGUCAUGUGACCUGCGUAGACCAAUCAGAGCACACCAUGAUGCUUCAUUGCCAGCUCUCUGCUGAGGAGGUGAUGUUCCCAGUUUCUGUGACCCAACAGUCACCAGCUGCUGUCUCCAUGGAGACCUACCACAUCAUUUUGACACUGCUACCAACACAGUUGGAAGUCACUCUGGAGGAAAUCCCUAGUGAGGGGCUACUUGUAUCCUGGGCCUUCAGUGAUCGCCCAGAUCUCAGCCUGAAAGUGUUUCCCAAGCUCCAGGCCACAGAGAGAGGUGAAGAACAAGUAGAGCUCUCCACUAUUGAGGAACUGGUUGAGGAUGCCAUAGUCAGCACCCAGCCAGCCAUGAUAGUCAACCUCAGGGCUUGCUCUGUCCCUGGAGGUCUGUUACACAGUAAGAAACCACCCAUGGCAUACCAGGCCCAGCCAGCCACCCCCAGACCUACCCAGUUAUUUCUACGGCAGCUUCGAGCAUCACAUCUGGGAAGCAAGCUGGAAGGCACAGGGGAGUUGUGCUGUGUAGCUGAGCUCGACAACCCCAUGCAGCAGAAGUGGACCAAGCCCACAAGGGCUGGUCCCGAGGUGGAAUGGACUGAGGACCUGGCACUGGAUCUGGGCCCCCAGAGCCGGGAACUGGCCCUCAAAGUGCUGAGGAGUAGCAGUUGUGGAGGCACUGAACUUCUAGGCCAGGCCACACUGCCUAUGGGCUCCCCUUCCAGACCACUGUCCCGAAGACAGGUUUGCCCACUCACCCCUGGGCCAGGGAAAGCCCUGGGACCAGCAGCCACCAUGGCAGUGGAGCUUCAAUAUGAGGAGGGCUCACCCCAGAAACUGGGCACUCCUACCUGCUCCACUCCACGCCCUAGCAUCACACCUACCAAGAAGAUCGAGCUGGACCGGACCAUUAUGCCUGAUGGUACCAUUGUCACCACAGUCACCACUGUUCAGUCCCGGCCUCGUGUAGAUGGCAAACUAGACUCCCCCUCCCGCUCCCCGUCCAAGGUGGAGGUAACUGAGAAGACAACAACUGUGCUGAGUGAGAGCAGUGGCCCCAGCAGUACCUCCCACAGCAGCAGCCCAGUGGAGAGCCAUCUUUCCAACGGCUUGGACCCUGUAGCAGAGACAGCGAUUCGCCAGCUGACUGAACCCAGUGGGAGAGCAGCCAAGAAGACACCUACUAAGCGUAGCACUCUCAUUAUCUCUGGUGUUUCCAAGGUGCCCAUUGCUCAGGACGAGUUGGCACUGUCCCUGGGCUAUGCAGCAUCUCUGGAAGCCUCAAAGCGGGAUUAUGCAGGGAACAGCAGAGGUCCCUCUUCGCCUCUCUCAGAUGACCCACCAGCCAUGUUUCCAGGACCCCUAGAUGUUCUCUCCAGUCCCACAAGUGUCCAGGAAGCAGAUGAGACAACACGUUCAGACAUUUCUGAGAGGCCUUCUGUGGAUGAUGUUGAGUCAGAAACAGGAUCUACUGGUGCCCUAGAGACCCGAAGCCUCAAGGAUCACAAAGUGAGUUUCCUGCGCAGUGGCACCAAGCUCAUCUUCCGACGGAGACAUCGACAGAAGGAAGCUGGUCUGAGCCAAUCACAUGAUGACCUCUCCAACACAUCGACCACACCCAGUGUCCGAAAGAAGGCUGGCAGCUUUUCUCGCCGCCUUAUUAAGCGCUUUUCCUUCAAAUCCAAACCCAAGACCAAUGGCAACCCCAGCCCCCAGCUAUGAGGGCACUUCUCAUCUUCUCAGCUAGGAGAGGGCAGGAGUCCUCUGAACCUAUUUCCCACAUCCCAUUCCAUUCCCCUUCCUGCAUUCCCAACAUCCUAGGCCAAGGAAGCCCUCUGGGUUCCAGGAAGCCCUCUUUAUCCUGGGCUGUGGGGCCAGUUGGAAGGGUACUUGCAGUGGGAAGCCUGUGAGAGAUGAGCACCUUUUGCUGAGGACAUGAAGCAUGUGGCUAGGUGUCAGAGGAGGGCUCUGUCCUGGCAUGUGUGGGCAUUCCUCAGAACUGUUUGCCUGCUGUUGACACUGGUCCUUUAGAGAGUCCCAGGGUGAUUAAGUCCUCAGCUGAUCCUUCCUCCCUUAUUUAUUCUCUUUUCUAUUUAUAUGUGUGGUUCAGGGCCCUCUGUGAACAGAUGAUAGAGGGCAUCUCUCCCAGGUGACCCUUCUUUCCUGUCUCAAGAGGAUAGGCAAUUCCCUUUGGAAUGGGGCUUCCACACCUUCCUUAGGUUCCUACUCUGACCAGCACUAGUGUCUCCCUCUGAGGACGCUGACAGCUCAUACAAAGUUGGGCCAGUGCCUGAGAUGGGGGGGCAGGUACUCCCCACCUCUCUGCCUCCACUUCUGUUCCUCAUCUCUUCUUUCCCCUUUAUUAUCAUUUUUGUACUUGAUGCUUCCUCCAUGAGUAGUGGCUCUUUUGGAAGAAGGGAUUCAGGGGCCUGAUGGGAAUCCUUCCCUGGGCAGAUGGCUUUGGGGACUUUAUGUAAAGACCGUGAUGAUGGAGCAUGAGCAGUUUGCACCUUGGUGUGUUGGGAGAUAAUGAUGUCUGUUGCUGUCUGAUGGCUUGGAAUUUAAUUUAUUAAAGUCAAAUUGGAGUUUA
Messenger RNA from Artibeus jamaicensis (Jamaican fruit-eating bat), 3374 nucleotides. RefSeq names its product C2CD2 like (gene C2CD2L). Gene Ontology annotation, biological process: positive regulation of insulin secretion involved in cellular response to glucose stimulus. The record is from RefSeq and is a predicted model, not a curated record. The transcript has 14 exons. Lineage: Eukaryota; Metazoa; Chordata; Mammalia; Chiroptera; Phyllostomidae. Gene Ontology annotation, cellular component: cytoplasmic side of apical plasma membrane. Gene Ontology annotation, molecular function: phosphatidylinositol transfer activity; phosphatidylinositol binding. Bases 380 to 2506 code for a protein of 708 amino acids.